Rotaria sp. Silwood1 is the source of this 1248-nucleotide messenger RNA. NCBI's taxonomy places the organism in Eukaryota, Metazoa, Rotifera, Eurotatoria, Philodinida, Philodinidae. The record is from the annotation of a GenBank genome assembly.
AUGUUAUAUUCUUACGAAGCUGAAGAAUUAUCAAAAAAAUUUAUGGAACAAAAUAUUGAAUUACAACAUGAAAUUGAAACAUUUCGUUCUAAACUUGAUUAUAUUGUAACAUAUAUUAAUCAAAAAUUGGAUCAACAAAAAACAACAACAACAACAACAUUAUCAUCUUUAUCUAUACAUCAAUUAGUAUUUGAAACUAUGCAACAAACAGAAAUGAAAUUACUUGAAUUUAAAUUAAAAUUUAUUUCACAACAAGAAGAAAAUGAUCUUUUAAAAUAUUUAUUUGAUAAUUCAGAUGAAGGAAUUAAAUUUCAUAUGGAAAAUCUUAAAUUAAAAUGUGAUGUAUUACAUAAACAUAUUCUAACAUGUAGUCAACGAUUAGGUGAUAUUAAUAAACAAAAUCUUAUGAAAUUAACAAAUAAAAAUCAAAUAUUAAAAAUUAGAACUCAACAUGAAGAAUCAAAUAUUGAUAAUAAAAAUAUUGAACUUGAAUUUGAAUUAUUACGUUUACGUGAACGUUAUAGUGAAUUAAUUGAACAUACAAAUACACUUAAAUCUGAAUUAAAUAAUGCACAAAAACAAUUACAUGAACAAGAAAAAAUUGAACCAAAUUUAAAUGUUGAUUUGGAAAAAGAACGACGACGUGCAGAUGAAUUUGAAAAUGAUUAUAAAUCUUUAAAAAUAAAAUAUGAUGAUGUAUGUGAACGUAUUCGUAUAGCUACACAUCAAUUAGAACAUGUACAAAUUGUACUUGAAGAAACAUCACGUCGUUGUGAACAAUUAGAAAAAGAAAAGUCCGAAAUUAAUGCUCAAUCUGAAUAUCUUUCACAAAAUGUUUUUAAUGUAACAUCAAAAUAUAAAGAUAAAUUAAAUACAAUUAAAGUUCGUUUAGAACAAGCAGAACGUGAAAGACGUGAAGUACAACUUCUAACAAAAAUAUUUGAUAUUAAAAUUAUUCCAUCAGAUCAUUCAUUAUCGGAUGAAUAUGAAAAUCGAUAUUUAUAUGAAUUACAACAAGAACGAAAGGAAUUAAUGAGAAAGAUGCAAAAUGAAAAUGAACAAAUGCAACAAAAAUUAUCUGAAUCAAUGCGUCGUUCAACAAUUGAUUCAUUAGUACAAGAAAAUCCAACUAAUUAUACAUAUUCUAAUUCUCAAAUACAAACAAAUGUUUUAAGAUGUGCACAUUGUUUUGCACCUAAAUCAAAUGAUUUAUAUACACGAUUUUGUACGGAAUGUGGUCUAUCUUGA